UAACGUUUUUAUUGAGGAACAGGAUGGUAUUAGUAUUAGUAAAGAACAUGCAACUUUUCUGAUUCAACAGAAACGUCCAUCUGAAGAAGAAAACUUUUGGAAUAGUGUCAAGACUGAAAAAGAUCUAAUGGUAAAGGAGGAUAUUUUCGAUAAACAAUUACAAAUUGACGCGUUAAAUGUGCUUGAGGCUACUCUUAAGAUGGCAAAAGGAAAAGAAGUGGAUACAUCAUUUGGCGAUGAAGAAUUACCAUCAACUUCAUCAAAAAAG
Messenger RNA from Funneliformis geosporum, 268 nucleotides. The record is from the annotation of a GenBank genome assembly. Lineage: Eukaryota; Fungi; Glomeromycota; Glomeromycetes; Glomerales; Glomeraceae.